Thalassophryne amazonica is the source of this 1656-nucleotide messenger RNA. It is a transcript of the gene hnf4g, whose product is annotated as hepatocyte nuclear factor 4, gamma. Gene Ontology annotation, biological process: anatomical structure development; regulation of transcription by RNA polymerase II; cell differentiation. NCBI's taxonomy places the organism in Eukaryota, Metazoa, Chordata, Actinopteri, Batrachoidiformes, Batrachoididae. Gene Ontology annotation, molecular function: RNA polymerase II cis-regulatory region sequence-specific DNA binding; nuclear receptor activity; zinc ion binding. Bases 232 to 1599 code for a protein of 455 amino acids. The record is from RefSeq and is a predicted model, not a curated record. The transcript is spliced from 11 exons. Gene Ontology annotation, cellular component: nucleus.
AGAGAAACACAAGAUAAGACCUGCGCAAUAAGGUGAGACGCCUUUGGCAGAGCUCCGUCGCUCACCUUGUUCCUCAGCCAAUCAGGAUGACCUCCUGCAGCAGGGAUCCCCCGCCCUGUCAUGUCUAAGAAUUAGCAGCAGAGAUAAGGAGACAGAAGAAAAGAGAAAGAAAGGAGAAGACAUAAAAGAUUUUGGGGGGAAGUGGGUUUGUUCGUCCCGACUGAAACAGGAAUGAAGUUUCCUCCUGUGGAUCAGAGUAAAUGUCUGUUAGAUAUGGAGGUGGCAAACUAUUGUGAAGGUCUGGAUCCUUUGUACAGCACGUUGGGCUUUGAGAACGCAGAGGUCAUCUAUGCAGGAGGAGACAACAUGCCGACAGAGCCGAGCUUCCCCGGUCCAGAUGGGGUCAGCAGUAACUGUGCAAUCUGUGGAGACAAAGCCACAGGGAAACACUACGGCGCCGCCAGCUGUGACGGCUGCAAAGGCUUCUUCAGACGAUCCAUACGCAAGAGUCACAUCUACACCUGCAGGUUCAGCAGACAGUGCAUCGUGGACAAAGACAAGAGGAACCAGUGCCGUUUCUGCAGACUCACCAAAUGUUUCAGAGCUGGCAUGAAAAAAGAAGCUGUACAAAACGAGAGAGACCGGAUCAGCUCCAGAAGGAAUAUCUCCGACAACCAAGACCUGCCACCAAUCACAAUUCUGGCCCAAGCAGAAUCGCUGUCCCAACAGAUUAACAUCCCGCCUGGAAUAACAGAACUGUCGGAUCAGAAAUCGGCCACCGUUGGGGAUGUGUGCGAUUCCAUGAGACAACAGUUACUGGUGUUGGUGGAAUGGGCCAAAUACAUACCUACUUUUGGAGAACUGCCACUGGAUGACCAGGUGAGUUUGCUCAGGGCUCAUGCAGGUGAACAACUCUUACUCGGGGUCGCCAAGAGGUCAAUGCCGUUCAAGGACUUCCUGCUUUUAGGUAACAGCUGUGUGAUCCACAGGAACAGUCCGGAACCAGAGAUCUGCAGGGUCGCGAACCGUGUGCUGGACGAGCUGGUUCAGCCCUUUCAGGACAUUCAAAUAGACGACAAUGAGUACGCAGCUCUCAAGGCUAUAGUCUUCUUUGACCCAGAUGCAAAGUCUUUGCGGGACCCAUCAAAGAUCAAGGCCAUGCGCCUGCAGGUGCAAAUGAAUCUGGAAGACUACAUUAAUGACCGUCAGUACGACUCCAGGGGCCGUUUUGGAGAGUUGUUACUGCUGCUCCCCACUUUGCAGAGCAUCACCUGGCAGAUGAUUGAACAGCUCCAGUUCAUUAAGCUCUGUGGCCUGACCAAGAUAGACAACCUGCUGCACGAGAUGCUGCUUGGAGGCCUUAAUUCAGAUCCGGCCCACCUGCACCACCCGGCCCACACCCAGCUGGCCCAGGACCCUGUGACUGGACACACAUUCGUCAUCAGCACCAUGCCGGUGUCACACUUGCCACGGAUCGCCUCUCCAGACACGCCCAUCCCAUCACCGACACAGGGACCACCCCCUGAGAUGUACAAACACUUUGCACAGCCUGUUUGUCCUGCAGCCAGCCCCUCCCCAUCUGCACACACCGACCCCUGACGUCUUCCUGUAUGCUGCCAGAAGACUAAAAGUCGAUAAAAUCCACUUUAUGACAUC